AAAUAUUUGAAUACUCUACUGGAGUAUAAGAACAUUGACAAACCAUUGCAAAUAAGGUGGCUUAAGGACAUGACAUGAGUGACUGUCAGAGUCUAUGUAGAUAAGGAUUCAUGGUUUUUAAAGAACUGAAUUAAUACAAUAUUGACCAUAAAUGUAGGAAGUAUUGAUAAUUGCUCUAUUAUUACAACAACAGUUGAAGCAAUGGACUUUCUAUAUAAAUACAAAGGACUCUAUUUCAUAACUGGCAUGUCCUCAACUGAAGAUUUAGAUUCACUGGACAGUUUUGAAAUCCGAGAUGAUGAUAUAUUCGUAAUCACAUAUCCUAAAUCUGGCACUGUGUGGACUCAGAAUAUUGUCAGCUUGAUUACUUAUGAAGGUCACCGAGAUGGAACUGAAAAUAUUACCCUAAUUGACCGAGCACCAUGGCUGGAGUAUAAUAUAUUCCAUGUAGAUUUACCUAAUCGCCCAUCACCUCGUGUCAUUUGUUCCCAUCUGCCCUACUAUUUGGUACCCAAAGGAUUACGAAAAAGAAGAGCAAAAAUUAUUUAUGUGCUUAGAAAUCCAAAGGAUGUCUUGGUUUCUAGCUACCAUUUUCACAAAAUAUCAGACAAAAUGGAAACCCCAAAAGACUUCGAUACAUUUUUUGAGAAGUUUUUGGCUGGCAAAGUGGUUUGUAGUUCAUGGCUAGACCAUAUAGAAGGCUGGUCUGCUCAUAAGGGUGAUUUCAAUAUUCUCUUCCUGUCUUAUGAAGAAAUGAAAAAGGAUUUGAGAAGUUCUGUACUGAAAAUAUGCAACUUCCUAGGAAGAGAAAUAACUGAAAAGGAGGUGGAUGAGGUGGUGUAUCAAGCGACAUUUGAUAACAUGAAGGUGGAUUCUAGAGUAAACUACACGUUAAUGCCUCCUGAGAUUGUAGAUUUCAGCAAAGGAAGCUUUCUUCGCAAAGGCACUGUUGGGGACUGGAAGAACCACAUGACUGUUGCCCAGAGUGAAAGGUUUGACCGUGUCUUUAAGGAGAGGAUGGAGAAGCUGCCCUUCAAGUUCUGCUGGGAUAUUCAGGAGGAUCCAGAGCCUAUUUCGAGCUCAGUAGAUGAAAAUAAUGUGUGAUAUAAACUUUCAAAUGUCUUGAAUCAGAGAUGACCUUCCAAGAAUGGUCUUUAUGUAAUCUUGUAAUUUUCAAUUCUGAACUCUGCAGGGACCAUAAGACAGAGUAACAUUAAAUACUUCAUUAUUUUUAAACAUUGUA
Thamnophis elegans (Western terrestrial garter snake) is the source of this 1243-nucleotide messenger RNA. RefSeq names its product amine sulfotransferase-like. The transcript is spliced from 7 exons. Gene Ontology annotation, cellular component: cytoplasm. The record is from RefSeq and is a predicted model, not a curated record. Gene Ontology annotation, molecular function: sulfotransferase activity. Lineage: Eukaryota; Metazoa; Chordata; Lepidosauria; Squamata; Natricidae. The coding region runs from base 202 to 1104 and encodes 300 amino acids. Gene Ontology annotation, biological process: sulfation.